Molecule: messenger RNA, 3943 nt
Organism: Verruconis gallopava
Lineage: Eukaryota; Fungi; Ascomycota; Dothideomycetes; Venturiales; Sympoventuriaceae
Exons: 2
Coding region: 56-3436 (1126 amino acids)
Biological process (GO): mitotic recombination; mismatch repair
Cellular component (GO): nucleus
Molecular function (GO): ATP-dependent DNA damage sensor activity; ATP binding; mismatched DNA binding
Source: RefSeq, a predicted model, not a curated record
CGUGAAGACGCAAUUUUGUUAGCCAUUGAACCAUAGUGAGACAGCUGAUUUCGCCAUGGCACCGCCGAGAAGGUCACAGCCACCUUCAGCAUCUCAAGAAAAGAAACAGAAGACGAUAUCGAGCUUCUUCGGUCCCAAGUCGAGCACUGCGGCACGAGCAACAGCUUCGAGCCCUCCGCGAGAACCCGCAAGUGACGAUUUGUUGCUCGUGGAUGGAGGCGUGGCUCUUUCUUUACAACGCAAAGCUUCAGCUGCGUCGAAGCGGAGCAUACAUCAGGAGGACAGCGACGCUGAGAAUCAAGAGCCCAGUCCCAAGCGAGCGAGGCAGAGCGACGACGAAGGCGACGUGCCAGCACAACGCACGUGCGUCGAAAAAUCUCGGUCGCAUAAUACCUCGAAUGUGCCGUCCAAGACUUCCAAGUAUGCUUUCUCGAGUAGCUGUGCGCAGAUCGACAAUCACCGUGGUGAAUCCGAGUCGGAGAGCGAGGAGAGCAAGAGGCAUAAGCAGCUGCUGCAUCGACGCUUCGUGCAGAAGCUGGGUCGUCCAGAUGCCAUAGCAGAGAUCAAGAGACGAAAUCAUGUCAUCCAACGUGAGAACGAGGCGGUUGCUGACGACGUUGAAAAUGCCGUUGGCGAUGAAGAGCAGGACGAAGACGAAGCGCCGAAGAAAGGUGACAAGGCAAAACCUAAAGGCGGAGCAAGAGCAAGUGGGAAGUUGACGCCGAUGGAAACGCAAUAUCUCGACAUUAAGAGGAAGCAUCUAGACACCGUCAUUGUUAUGGAGGUGGGCUACAAGUUCAGAUUCUUCGGCGAAGAUGCUCGAGUCGCGAGCAAAGAACUAGGUAUCGUCUGCAUACCUGGCAAGUACCGCUAUGACAACCAUCCUUCCGAGUCCGCAUACGAUCGUUUCGCUUCGGCAUCAUUCCCUGUGGCCAGGUUACAUGUUCAUGUCAAACGACUUGUGCAGGCCGGCUACAAGGUUGGCGUUGUACGGCAGCUCGAAACCGCUGCGCUGAAGGCCGCCGGUGACAACCGAAAUGCUCCGUUUGUACGGAAGCUCACGAAUGUCUACACCAAGGGCACCUACGUGGACGACCUGGAGGCGCUAGAUUCUCCAGCAUCGGCGCCAGCUGGUGCCACUUCGACCGGCUUUUUACUUUGUCUGACAGAGUCGAGCUGUAAAGGAUCUGGAAAUGAUGAGAAGGUGCACGUUGGCAUAGUAGCCGUUCAACCUGCCACAGGUGCAAUUAUAUAUGACGACUUUGAGGACGGAUUUAUGCGGAGUGAAAUUGAGACAAGGCUUUUGCACAUCGCGCCAUGCGAAUAUCUUAUCGUAGGUGAGCUCUCGGGCGCAACGGAGAAGCUAAUCAAGCACUUGUCUGGUACCAAGUCCAACGUCUUUGGUGACCGCGCACGCGUUGAGCGCAUGGACAAGGACGCAAUGAUGGCCGGCCGAGCGUACAGCCACAUUUCAACAUUCUAUGCCGACAAGGUCUCGUCCUCCAAAAGCCAAACGGCAGAUCAACGCAGUUACAUCCUCGACAAGGUGCAUCAAUUAUCGGAACAUGUCACCGUAUGCCUAUCGGCUAUGAUAGAGCACCUGACCGAGUACGGCCUUGAGCACAUCUUUGAGUUGACCACAAACUUCCAGUCCUUCAGUGCUAGAACGCAUAUGCUCCUCAACGGAAACACACUCAGUAGCCUUGAGAUAUACAACAAUCAGGCCGACCAUUCCGAAAAGGGCAGUUUAUUUUGGGCUCUCGAUCGCACAAGAACACGAUUUGGUAAACGUCUCCUUCGGAACUGGGUUGGUAGGCCGCUACUUGACACGAGAAGGUUGCAAGAUCGCGUCGACGCGGUUGAAGAGCUUUUGGACACUGAGCGUGCUGUGCAUGUUGAUAGGCUCAAGACGAUUCUUUCAGAUAUCAAAAUUGACUUGGAAAAGGUUCUCACUAGGAUUUUCUACAAAAAGGCGUCGCGACCUGAACUGCUUGGAUUCCUACAGACGCUUCAUCGCAUGGGAAAUGAGUUUGGACAUCUCACAGGUACAAACUUCACCGGCUUCAGGUCCACAACUCUUAACGAGAUGAUCUCACAGCUUCCCCCUGUAGCUGAUCGGGUUGUAGAAUUUCUGGACCGUAUAAAUAUGCAGGCUGCAAAAGAUGAUGACAAGUAUUCUUUCUUCCGCGACGAGUAUGAAACGGAGAAGAUCAAAAAGAACAAGCUAAGUAUUGCGUCUGUGGAGCACCAGCUCGAUGAAUAUAGAUCCAAGGCUGGAGCUAUCCUCGGCAAGACAAAGGUUGAAUAUACAACCGUAGCGGGCAUCGAGUAUCUAAUCGAAGUAGAAACCGCUGCCGGGAGUAUCAAGAAGGUUCCUGCUUCGUGGGUAAAGAUCUCUGGAACGAAGAAGCUUGCCAGGUUUCACCCUCCUGAUGUUAUCAAGAUGCUGAAAGAACGAGAUUUGCACAAGGAGUCGCUUGCCGCUUCAUGCGACGAGGCUUUCCGUGACUUCCUCAAUGAAAUCUCGGCAUUCUAUCAACCACUGAGAGACUGCAUACAGGCAACGUCGCAGCUCGACUGUUUGUUGAGUUUGGCAGAGGUGGCAUCGCAGCCAGGAUACUGUAAACCAACGUUCGCGUCUGAAGCGAUGAUUCAAGUUCGAAGAGCAAGACAUCCAAUGGUAGAACAAUUAUUACUCGACGCCUAUGUACCAAACGACAUAACCAUGGCUUCCCAAAGUGAGCUGGAAGAGAACCCCAGCGCUCUUCUUAUAACGGGACCAAAUAUGGGAGGGAAGUCAUCGUACGUUCGGUCAAUCGCACUCAUCGCCAUCAUGGGCCAGAUUGGCUCGUUUGUGCCUGCGGCCUCAGCUAAAUUGGGUAUGCUCGACGCAAUCUUCACGCGCAUGGGUGCUUUCGACAACAUGAUGCGAGGAGAGUCUACUUUUAUGGUCGAGCUUGGUGAGACGAGCGAUAUUCUGAAGCAAGCGACGCCACGCUCGCUUGUGAUUCUUGAUGAACUGGGAAGGGGUACGAGUACGCAUGAUGGAGUUUCUAUAGCGGAGUCGGUGCUUCGCGAGCUUGUCGAUCGUCGGGUUAUGACCUUGUUCAUCACGCAUUAUCAAGAUUUGUCACGUCUACAAAAGAACUGCACGGGACUGAAAAACGUGCACGUCAAGUUUCAAGAGAGAGGCGAAGACAUCACAUUCCUGUAUGAAGUUGGCGAAGGGGUUGCGCACAGGAGCUAUGGACUGAACGUAGCAAGACUUGCGGGGCUUCCAGCGAGUGUUCUCGAUAUCGCAAAGCGCAAGAGCAAAGAGUUCGAGGAAAGUCUGGCAAAGAGAAAGUUGACCAGUUUGGCGAAGUUGCUAACUGAUCUUGACGGUGCCAACCAAACAGGAUUCGAGCGGCUCAUUGACGGAAUCGAGCAGCUGUGAUCCGAAUUUUGGUCUGAGUAGAGCUUCGUAUGCAUGCUGGUGAACUGGCGCAAACGGAGUUUGCCGAUCGGGCAGAAUCAAGAGAGGCACACCUCUGGACAACCUCGAUUCAAGUGUACUGUUCCAUAAACCUGACGUGCUGUCAUUGUUGAUACACCAAAGCAGCGCGGCUGACUUUGCUCUCGCCGAGCCCUUGCAUACGCAGAAAAUCUCAACUCGAAGUAAUUAUACAAGGGUAACAGGAUACCACUCGAAACGUACUCCGAGAUACGGGACCAAUUAGCACGGCGAUAAAAAGGAGAUUCGAGUCAUUUACGUGUGCGGGUAUUAUUUAAACCGAGUUAAUUCCAAGAAGCUUAUAGCUUGUACGAUUGUGAUCCUCUUUUUAUUUUCAAACUCUGGUUGCAUCGCCGACCAAAAGCACAAACAUGUGGGACGCAGUCUGGAACCGUGUCGAACCGGUUCCCGAAAGUUCGUCUUUCCAUCCGAAAAUGUCGCCACAGCGAU